AUGAAGGCGACAUUGUUGUUCGUCUUCCUGGCCGUCGCUCUCGGCGGAGCCCGUGCAGAUGCUUCGGUCUCAGCUAGCUCGGGAAGGCAAUUACUGCAAGCGUAUACCUCCACCUUUCCGUACUUCAAAUGUGAUUCCUCGGCGGCUGGCGGUCCUUGCUUUUUGGGCUCGCCGACCACACGAAUCAUAAACGCCACCUUGUCGGAGUUCUGCUUCAAUGUGACAUGUCCAGGCUGCAAUCCGACCAAUGCCUGUUGUCAGAAGCUAUCCGGCAAAAUCCACAAGAUGAUGAUGGCCAUGAAGCCUGCCUGCGAGCCCGCCUUAAGCGCCGUAACGUAUCCCUUGUUCUUCGACGGCAAGCCGGUUACCGUCAAUGUCGACUUUGACAAGUCGGCACCGGCGAGGCGCGUGAUUGAACGCGACGGGGAGGAGAUGGAUCCCCCAGACAGACCGGCGCCCGUCUCAGGAUUGUGUUCGUACGUUUGCUUCUAUUGGCGCCGUGCUGAUGGCCCCGUGGACCGACCCGCUUGCGAUAUCUUUGCUAACCGGCUGAGGGAUUUUGCAGAUUGGGUGGAGAACAGAACAGCUUCCCUUGGCAUUAACAACAUACCAAAAUACUAUUACCUUGAAAAGUUCACAUGCAACUCCACUGCAAACAGCACGAUGAAGGCCUGUGCCAACUUUACGUUGGAUAGAAGUGCGGAUGACUUCAUAAAAGCCACAAUCAACGGCGACAACAGGACUUUCAAUGAGCCCGGUCUGAAAAUUCUGGCGAGCUCCCAGUACUUCAAUUUGAAGAGCGGCGUUCGCGCCGACGCCUCCGGCAAUCCCGUCUGCAGUCCUUCGCAGUUGAGGGUGGAGCAGUUGAAGAAGCCGAACGGAACUUUGGAGAUCUGCAACCUGGAUAACCUAACUACUCCCUGCACCCCGCGUCCGCCCACCUCAUUCCCGUACUGUAACUGCAAACAGGCCAACAUCACCAAGACGCCGUACUCGCUGUCGUACUCCAGAAUGUCCCAGGAGAUUUCGAAGGGUACGCUGAUUUCGAAUAACUACUGCUUCAAGAUUACCGCGGACCGGUCGCGCUGCGGCAACGCAACUUGCUGCGACAUGAACCUCGACAAGAUUGAAUGGCUCCUCAACUUCCCAUGCUUGCGGUCUUUCCAGACGAAAAUUACGAUUCGACUUUCCGGCAAGCAACCUCGAUAUAUCGAUCCUGUUUGGUCUUCAAGUAACGAUACCUCGUUCAAACCGUCCAAGAUGAUGGCCAUUCUCAAAACGACCCAGUUGGGGCUGGAUGCCAGCAACGCCAACGGUGCUGAGAUUUGCCUGAAGCUGCCUUACAAGGCUAACGGAAUAGAACAAGGAUUUCGUAUCAUGGUUGAAAGCAGUGAAAUGUGUAGGCAUUAGGCGUUGUCUGAGGCAGCAAUGGGAAUUUUAAAAAACGCAGGAGAACGCGGAAUUGCCUAGUGCGCAUGUGUAAUUCGUAGUUCUGAUUGGGCGAACAGCUCAGCGCCCUCUCUCUCUCUCGCUCCUUGUUUCCGAGUGUACUUGAUGGAUGAUGGGUGUUAUAUUGAGAAGAGGGUCUAUGACAGAGCGACUGUAAUUUUUAGAU
Volvox carteri f. nagariensis is the source of this 1615-nucleotide messenger RNA. RefSeq lists its product as uncharacterized. The record is from RefSeq and is a predicted model, not a curated record. The coding region runs from base 1 to 1410 and encodes 469 amino acids. The transcript has 8 exons. Lineage: Eukaryota; Viridiplantae; Chlorophyta; Chlorophyceae; Chlamydomonadales; Volvocaceae.